Molecule: messenger RNA, 2206 nt
Organism: Schistocerca piceifrons (Central American locust)
Lineage: Eukaryota; Metazoa; Arthropoda; Insecta; Orthoptera; Acrididae
Exons: 2
Coding region: 1281-1919 (212 amino acids)
Source: RefSeq, a predicted model, not a curated record
GUGCAGGUGUAUUGGGUGUGAACUAUGGCAUAGUGAUGUUGAUUGCUAAUUAGAAUGCAGUGUUGUGAUAGUGCCUGCGUUCUGUCAGCGAGUCAAAGUUUAAACUCCAGUGGUGUCUCCUCAUGCACUAGCAUCACUGUUUUGAUGUUCUCUUGCAGUUUUAGGAGCCAGAGUGUCCACAAUGCGUGACCAGGCAGGAAUCAGGCAAAUAGAACUUGCAGGUGACGUCAGAGUGAAGACGGUGUGCUGCUGCCCAAAUUAGUCUCAUUGAUGAUGAGAUGUAGAUGCUACUCAGGCGUGCAUAUCUGUCAUUGUAGCAGUAGCGUCUUGGCAGUUUCGUAUUUCUAAGAAGCUAGAACAUCCAAAAGCAAGCCACUCACAAGAUCUGCAUUGUCUCCAACGUGGCUAAGAAGAGGUGAACUUCUCGUUGUUCCCAAUGAUGGCCAUUAUACCACCCACAACAUCCAAAACUACAGUUGUUCCUUGAGGUUUCUUCUGCAAUGUGGUUUUCCCUUAGUGAAUGUUUGAAGUCAGCCAGUGGCUCCACCCCCAUCUCAUGAUGGAGCCUUUCAAUCAAAUGAUUGUAAGACACCAUAAUGAGGUGGGAAUGGCACGGUGCAGGAGACCCAGGAGUAUCGGUGCGCAAGAUGGGCAGGAAAUGCAGCUUGACUAGGGUGAUCUGUGAUCAGGUGGGCCAUGUCAUGGCAUGGUUGGCAUCAGUGUCAUGCAGCAAUGUAUGUAGAACUUGGCUGGUUGUUCAAGGAAUGGCCACAAGUGUGAGUGAAUUUCCGGGACCGAUGCGGUAGGUAUGACUUUCUGAAUUUCAAAUGACUGAGAAAGUCUGCAUGAGGUCCUGGCUCCAUAAAGAAGGGAGGCAAUAGUCCAUUUAUUAUCCAGCAACACUCUCUGUGUCUCACAGAGGUCGUGCAAAUGUGCAGUCAUUUGUGACGCGGCAAACGCAGGUGUGAUGUCGGGCGACCCAGGAGGGAGAAUUAUCUGACCUUGCUGAGACAAGAUCAUGGAAAAUGCAUUCUCAGAGUCAGAGGCCAUAGUUGGUUUUGGUGUUGGGUGUGGGUGAUGCAAAUAUGAAGCGCAGUGCUGCACUGGAAGCAGGUUUGUUUUGAAGCCCAGCGCAGCUUGCGUGAUGGGGAUAUGAGUGCAUCAUGUUCUGUCUCACGAAACUCAUAUUUAGUCGCUAUGGUUGAAACAGGAUUUGGAAAAUCGGAAAGCACAGGUACUGAAAGGUGGUGUAAAACUUGAUCCCGUGGCCCAUUGGCAGAAUGAUGACUAAACGGAACAAUGGAGUGGUAUGGCGUGGGCCAUUGUCAUUCAACUGUAACAGCACUGUGGGAAUCGUCCGUAUGGUUCAGAUCGUUAAUGUAAGUGACAUAAUGCACAAAAUAACUAGCACUGGAAUAUGCAAUGUUUUGUCCUGUGCAAAAGUUGAAGGUACUGAGAUUAAUGUUUGUUAUGGAUGUGGCCGGCCAUUGUUUAUUGUCUCUCCGCCACACUUCUGUAAUGGCAGCAUUCUUGACGAUGUAGCCAGCACGGCAGAUUUUCAACUUAAUAUCAAAAUCCCAGCGCGAUGUGGAAAUUCAGGGUCACCAGUGGGGGAAAUGUACCAGCAGUGCGAUAGCAGAAUAGUGACACAGCAUAUGUAUAUGAUUUCCACACUGUUUAUUAGCAAGCACUUGUACAUAACAGAUGUAAGGGUUUUGAGUGUACAGAGCAUACUAACUCUCACUGCCUUGCAGGGCAGCGAUCAUCAUUUACAGAGUCAGGAAUGUUACUCCACCACUUUCCUAUUCCAUGUACUUACUGUCUGUCCAUCCCACCUUCUUCUCCAACUUUGCCUUCCCCUCUCCACUUCCUUUAUCUCCUCAGCCAAUCCACUUGAUAAAACCCCUCAUUCCAGUUGAGCUGCAGUGUUAUUACUUGCUAGGACAAUAGAGCAGUGUAGGUGUGUGUGUGUGUGUGUGUGUGUGUGUGUGUGUGUGUGUGUGUGUGUGUGUGUGUGUGUGUUUGUGUGGGUGGGUGGGUGGGUGGGUGCAUUCACGUGCAUGUAUGCGAGUGCACGUGCACGCGUACAUGCAGUACUCUAAUUAGCUCUGAAGAAAGAUGCCACACAAAAGCUUAGAAACAUUUUCAGUCUUUUUUUAUGUUCCUGUUGACCAUUGAGUGUUUUGACAGUAAUGUUUGUUGUUAU